GUGCCGGGAGAGCCCUGAGACUUGCCUUGCAAUGCCAUGUUUGUGUAUGUGCUCUAACUCCCGGAGAGCGAUCAGGGAGACGGCUCCCCGGCCGGACUUGGCUGAUGUUUUCUUGUUUUUGUUUCAGCCUUCAGGAUAAUUCCUUCAGCAGCACCGCUGUAACAGAGUGUGACGAAGACACAGUCUCUCUACAUGAAGAUCAGACUGAUUGCUCCAGUCUCAGAGAUGAAGACAAUAAAGAAAAUUACCCUGACACAGGGGCUCUCCUAGAGGAGCCAGAGCUGCCCUCCUGCGAGCCUCAGCAGCAUGUAGAACAGUCGUUGCUGUUGGAUGGCGUGCUAAGACCCAGCAUGGGCAACUUCAAGUCCCGGAAGCCCAAGUCCAUCUUCAAAGCCGAGAACGGGAGGAGCCACGGAGAAAGUCAGGAAACAGAGCAUGUGUUGCCUGGCCAGUCGGAGUGUCGGGGGAGAGCGGGGACACCAGCUCAGCAGAGUCCACAAAACCAAACCUUUAGGUGCCAAGAAACAGUGCGGCUUCAACCCAGAAUAGACCAGAGGUCUGUCAUCUGGCCAAAGGAUGCUUUUGAAAGUCAGCAGGACUUAAAUGAGGAAGAAGCUGCUCAGGUGCAUGGAGUCAAGGACCCAGCCCCAGUGUCAACCCAGAGUGUGCCUGCUGAAGGGGCAGAUGCUGCAGACCCUGCUCCCGACCACAGGGAUGGGCAGAAUGAAGCAGACAGCGUGCCAGAAGACCUCCAGUCUGUUGGGACCAGCAGGCUGCUCUAUCACAUCACUGAUGGUGACAACCCGCUCCUGUCACCACGGUGCUCCAUCUUCAGCCAAAGCCAGAGAUUCAACUUAGAUCCAGAAUCAGCCCCUUCUCCGCCCAGUACUCAACAGUUUAUGAUGCCCAGAAGUUCUUCACGGUGCAGCUGUGGUGAUGGCAAGGAGCCACAGACCAUUACUCAACUCACCAAGCAUAUCCAGAGCCUCAAACGGAAAAUUCGGAAAUUUGAAGAAAAAUUUGAACAAGAAAAGAAAUACCGGCCUUCACAUGUUGACAAGACAUCUGAUCCUGAAGUCCUGAAAUGGAUGAAUGAUUUAGCUAAAGGUCGUAAACAACUCAAAGAACUAAAGCUGAAGCUGUCAGAAGAACAAGGGAGUGCUGCCAAAGGCCCACCUAGAAACCUAUCCUGUGAGCAACCCACAGUGCCCAGAGAGAAUGGGAAGCCUGAAGCUGUGGGCCCUGAGCCAAACUCCUCUGGAGAGGAGACUGCAGACAUGGUGUUGACAUGCGUGAAGAAGAGAGAACAGCUUCCCUGUCAGGAGGAUUCUAAGGUAACUAAGCAAGACAAGAAUCUCAUAAAGCCUCUUUAUGACCGAUACAGAAUUAUCAAGCAAAUCUUGUCAACACCUUCCCUUAUUCCAACAAUUCAGGAGGAAGAGGAUUCUGAUGAAGAGUGUCCAAAGGGAAGCCAACAACCUUUGCCAGAUCCAACAUCUCACCUUCCUGUUGCUGACCACCUCACCUACUCUAACGAGAGUGAGCCUGUUAGGGUCCUGCUACCAGAUGAAAAGAAGGAAAUCAAACAACCAGCCCUCUCCAUGUCCAAUUUACAUGAGGCCACCAUGCCUGUACUUCUUGACCAUCUCCGAGAAACUAGGGCUGAUAAGAAGAGACUUCGGAAAGCCUUACGAGAAUUUGAAGAACAGUUUUUUAAACAAACAGGAAGAAGUCCACAAAAGGAAGACAGGAUACCAAUGGCAGAUGAGUACUAUGAAUACAAGCAUAUAAAAGCCAAACUGAGACUAUUAGAGGUCCUUAUCAGCAAACAAGAUGUGGCCAAAACUAUUUGAGGUUCAGGAACUGUUUGUGAUCACUUUCAACCAAGAUAAACUGAAGUUAAUUUUCCUCUUCUAUUCUUGCUAAGUAGUGUUGACAUACAGAAAAUGGAAGCACUUUAGUGGUAGUAUUAUCUGUUUUUAAGAAGGAAUGGUAAGUGUAAUUAUAAAUGAGCAGGAGGGAUUUAAAUGGGGGAUGGACAACAAAUAAGAGUGCAACUGGAAAAAAAAUUCAGCUUCUUCCAGGCCAAGGAGAAAACUCAGUCAAUAUAAUUAUUUCAGGAAGUAUCUAAUAUUUUAGCAAGCUUAAUACAUAGCAUCCACUUGUUCAAUGUUAGGGAAGUCUGUUUAGUGUCCAAAGAUUGCUUAAAUUGAUGUAAGGAAAAGGGCAUGAUUUUAAAAAUUCAGUUAGAGGAGAAAAAGAAACUGCAUUUUUAUGUAGAAAAGGAUGCAGCUAGCAAGAACAUAAUUUAUUUGAAACUUCUACUAGAUUUUUAAGUGAUUAAAAAAAAACUUACCUUGUCCCUUAAGUCUGCUAGGCUUUCAAUACCCUAAAAUAUACUAGAAUGUGUCCCCGCUAAUUUUUUAUUUCUAUAUAAAAACAGCACAUUGUUUUAUGUUAUUUGAAAUUUUACAUUUCUGAUUACCAAAGUUCAUUCUGAUAGCAUGUACUUUGUGAAUUAUCUUUGUCUAAAAUUGACAGAUGUUUAUAUUAAAAUAUUGUAUUAAAAUUUGAAAAUAGGUAUUUUGGAUAGAUACAUGUCUGUAGUAUAUAAUCUAAUGUGACCAGAGUUAUGAUUGCUAAAUUUUUUGUUUAUUAAAACUAAGAUUAUAUAACUAUUUUUCCAUUGGGAAUACAUGUUUUUCUUAAUGUUCCAAGGUCUAUACUUUGUAAAGUCAAAAAGCUUUCUCAUGAGCUGUAGUUAUUCUUCCUUCUGUGUCAAAAUGAAAGGUUUGAAGAUUGUUUGCCAUGAUACUUAGAAAAGAGGCCAGCAUAUUUUAUUUGCUUCAUCAAUUUUAGUGAAUAUUGUUUUGUCUUAUUUUGUACUAAAACACAUGUUAUUAAUUUUGCUUUUGUAAAAAUAAGGUUGACAUUUUCUCUCUUGUACCAACCAUGUUUGUAUUUCUAUUUUUUGUAAUGUUUAAGCAUGAUGUUGAAGAAUUCACAUUUUCGUAUAAUUUGGAUAGAAAGAAUACUGACUAUUUCAGAUGUGGACUAUUUCAGAGGCUUAUUGUUUUCUCUGUAUUUACCUGAUAUUUUAUAACUUUUAUGAAUCAGAAUAAUAUCCUUCAUAUAUUUGUUUAAUUGAAGUCAUCUACUUGUAACAGGACAGAUACACAGCUAUUUGAGGUUUACAAACUACAUCUUUGAUAAGGAAAAUGGUUUCGUGACAUGUAUACAAUUGCUAUUAAAAUGUAACUAUAUAUUCUAUAUGACUGUAAAUAUUUUAUACAACAAUACAAAUAAAAUAUUUUUCUAUUGUAUUUA
Talpa occidentalis (Iberian mole) is the source of this 3327-nucleotide messenger RNA. RefSeq names its product family with sequence similarity 13 member C (gene FAM13C). The record is from RefSeq and is a predicted model, not a curated record. Bases 105 to 1853 code for a protein of 582 amino acids. Lineage: Eukaryota; Metazoa; Chordata; Mammalia; Eulipotyphla; Talpidae. The transcript is spliced from 14 exons.